Lolium rigidum is the source of this 990-nucleotide messenger RNA. RefSeq lists its product as uncharacterized. The record is from RefSeq and is a predicted model, not a curated record. The transcript has 4 exons. NCBI's taxonomy places the organism in Eukaryota, Viridiplantae, Streptophyta, Magnoliopsida, Poales, Poaceae. Bases 530 to 883 code for a protein of 117 amino acids.
CCACUGCAAAACUACACUAGGUCCUCCUUACUGUUAUAAUCUAAGGCUAUAGUAAAUAGUAAAUGUAGUUGCACAGUUCUGGUUCACUUUCUGGUGCACGUGUUGCUUAGUCAAUUCCUACCACAUCUUUCUUGGAACAAAGGCUUUGAUGUUCUUGUUACAUGACAGCUAUGUCUUGCAGGUUAGUCUUGACAAUUGGAUGGUUCAACCAUUUGAUAUAUGGACAACUUCAUCAAAUUCAAAUCCUAGACAGCCACGUUUACUUUGCAUGCACACACUACGGUUGCUUCUUCCAUAUCCAUCUGCCCGUGUAAGCUUAAUGUAUGUUCCACUAUGUAUACAAGUGUGCUGAAAAAAGAGAUGAGUGCGGCCACCUCAAAUAGAAUUACUGACAAUGAUGCGAAUUUUGCAUUGAAGAGGCUACUAACACUUCCGGUAUUAAUCGAACCAGUUGCUGACAUGUCUCUAAAUGCAGGUGGAACUCUGGGAUAUAUCAAACAAGCAGCCUUAAGUGAUUUCCUGAACUCGUAUGCACUUAAGUGAUUUCCUUUUUUUAUCUUGCAGAAGGAUUUGUGCCGAUUAUGUUGCUAACCCACUUUCUUACUGUUUUGGGGAGCUGUACAUACAGUUCCGUUUUCGAAUGUCAGCCCCUUUUUUACUAGCAUGUGGAGGAUCAAAAAGCAAACUAAAGGCUAGCAAACCUGCAUUGAUUGUCUGUUAUCAUAUAAUUAUAAGUUCAAUUUUCAGACACAAUCUCAUAGGUAAAAAGGGAGGAUGUCAUGUGCUCUGGGUUCAGACUUCUGUCCUCUUGGAGGCUGAGACGAGGAUCCACCUAGCUGUUUGUGUUUCUGUUGUAGGGGAAUGCAUCCCAUAUUUGUAUUAGACUGAUCAGAUACUUCAGACUCACAGAAAGGUACGACAAUACAAAUUCUCAGUGAUUUUCUGCAGCCUGUAAUUGUUAAUGCUGCUUCAUCAUGUAAGGUCUCGUGU